Molecule: messenger RNA, 1623 nt
Organism: Sungouiella intermedia
Lineage: Eukaryota; Fungi; Ascomycota; Pichiomycetes; Serinales; Metschnikowiaceae
Source: the annotation of a GenBank genome assembly
AUGUCUGCGUUUUUCUUGCUAGCGCCACCACCAGCUCCAAAGGACAAGCGUCGGUCUUCCAAGACCUCUUCAAACUCGGGGCGCAUAUCCCAUCGGUCUGCCAGACGCUCAGAUUCUGGCCUGGCCAAGUCCAUUAUGGCUGCCAAUAUUGGCACUGAUAAAAAACCCAAGAAGUUGUUUGAUCCUAAGAAAUUGCAAUAUGUCGAUGCAGAGGAGUUGAUGACCCCUUUUGAGAAGAAGCUACAUAUUUUCGAGGAGAAGCUUUUGGGCUUUAAGAAAUCCGACAAGUUUGCGGAAUAUACUGAGUCUCUCAAUAGCAGCUUUCGCGAGUCCAAGCACCUCGGCAAAUACACUCCAUUGAUGACAUUGGAUGCUUUGACACAUAUGCGCUACUGCUAUUUUGAGCAGUUUGAGCCUGAAUUGUUAGAAGUGCAAGCCCGACUUGCCCAAUCCACCCCUCCGUAUGUUGAACUUGUCUUGUAUAACGAGAGAUUAGCACGCUAUACCACUGACAGUCGUACUAAGUCGAUGUCACAACGACAUAGCGUGAGCGCAAGUCCACAAAGCCGAAACAGCUCACAGGGCAGAAACAACUCAAUAAGCACAUACAGCCCGUUGGGAAGAGAUACUAGACCAGACCUUCUCCUGCGACUCAGCGAUGAGUUUAUUCUGAACACAUCUGCUAUUCGCCUGCUUCUACUGCAGCCUCUGUUCUGGAACGACGUGUACCUGGAUAUGAAGGUGGCAACUAAUCCUGAACACUACGAUUGGCUCCCAAACCGUGAUGUAGCGCAAAAUUUCAUGAUUGACUUAAUGGAUGUGGCUUUUUCACAUGUCCACUGCUUCUCAUGUGAUGUUGAAGACACUCCAGAUCUCAACCAAGAUGAAAUUUUCGAGUUGAAGAAGCAACAGUACUUCUACUUUGGAGUACAGGGCCAAAAAGACCUAGCUACCCUUAAUCUGCAUCUUCACGAGACAUUUGUUGUCAAUAUGACCCACGUGCCGAUUGGAUUAAAAGAAGCUGAGGUUUGCACGGUUGUCAAGGAGUUGUGCCAGUGUGUUUGCGACAACCUUCUCAUUCAGUACUAUGGUCGUCGCCAGGCCGAGUACAUUUUGGAGCAUUUUGGAGAGUAUAUCGGAGUCAUAGCUGAUAUCAUGAUACGAACCACCAACUACGAAGAAACGAUUGUGAAUGAAACACUACAGGCAAGAGAACAGAAGAACAGCAGAUUUAAGAGCAAAAAACUCAUGAGCAAUAGACUUGUGAGCACCAGCGAUAGGAGCCCCAGAAGUAUCAAGCAAUUGGAUACAAAUGUCGGCGAUAAGAGUGCUAAAGAUAGAAGUGGACUUGAUCGAGUGGAUCGAAACUACCGGAUAGAGGAAAGCUACAAGCCGGACAAAUCGGAUAAACCUGACAGGUCAUACUCACCAACCACACAAGGGCCCCGGCUGUUCCCAGAUACCUCGAGUUUGGAAUCACAAUUGACAUCGAUAUUUGAUCCCCAACACUGUGAGUCGUCGUAUCCUGCACUGACUCAUACCCAACCUGUGCAGUUGGAAGAGCCCAAGAAGCAAAAGAAGAGCUUUUUUGGAUUUGGUAAACUCAAGCGGCUGGUACGUUAG